Molecule: messenger RNA, 444 nt
Organism: Hibiscus syriacus
Lineage: Eukaryota; Viridiplantae; Streptophyta; Magnoliopsida; Malvales; Malvaceae
Product: germin-like protein subfamily 1 member 17
Exons: 3
Coding region: 1-444 (147 amino acids)
Cellular component (GO): cell wall
Source: RefSeq, a predicted model, not a curated record
AUGAGGAAAUUAAAGAAGCAGGCCCAAGCUUUAUUAACAGACCAGCAGAAGAUGGCUCAGUUGUCAAAGGAGGAUAAGUUGCUAUGCCAUUGUCCAGCUGUCAAGGUGAUAUUGGUCAUAGCACAUUUGUCAUUGCUCUUGUUUGUCUUUUGCUUGAUCAGUUUAUGCAAGAAAACUGGUUUUUUCUUGAGCAAUGUUAAUCUGCUGGUUAGUUCAAUGAACAUUGGAAGCAUCAACUUUGGUUUCUCUGUGUAUAGGUUCAACAUAGGGAAAACGGAGGCCGUUGCAUUUGUUGGUCUCAGCAGCCAAAAUGCUGGGGUUAUCACCGUUGAUAAGGCAGUCUUCGGCUCAAACCCGGCGAUCAAUCCAGAUGUUCUGGCCAAGGCCUUCCAGUUGGAUAAAGAUGUGGUUAAAUAUCUUCAGUCUCGGCUCUGGUCGGGUUAA